Messenger RNA from Dreissena polymorpha, 855 nucleotides. Its product is annotated as chemokine XC receptor 1-like. The coding region runs from base 1 to 855 and encodes 284 amino acids. Gene Ontology annotation, cellular component: plasma membrane. Gene Ontology annotation, molecular function: G protein-coupled receptor activity. NCBI's taxonomy places the organism in Eukaryota, Metazoa, Mollusca, Bivalvia, Myida, Dreissenidae. The record is from RefSeq and is a predicted model, not a curated record. The transcript has a single exon. Gene Ontology annotation, biological process: G protein-coupled receptor signaling pathway.
AUGACGUCAACGGCACUAUUUUUGUUUGCUCUGGCGAUUUCAGAUACGCUAACGCUGUUCAGUGGACUUCUGACUGGCUGGGUGAUGUUUACCUGGGACCUUGACAUCCGGUUACUGAGUAACCCCGGAUGUAAAACGUUAGUCUACAUGAUCUACUGUAGCAUCCACCUCUCCACGUGGCUUAUCGUGGCUGUAACGCUCGAAAGAACAGCAUGCGUGCUCUUCCCGCACAAAGUGAGACUGGACUGCUCCCCACGAAACGCUUGGCUGAUCAUUGUCACAAUUGUGAUAGCCGUGUUCGGAAUUAAUAUAAUAUUGCCCGUGAUAUUUGAUCUGAAUGGAUACGAAGGUAAGAAGUGCGCUCCCUCCAUCGAUAUAGUGUGGAACGUUUACCAAUGGAUCGACUUCACGUUGUCUUUUGGCGCUCCGUUUCCUCUGCUGCUCAUUGGCAACGUCGUCAUCGUAGUGCAGCUCGCGCGCUCCCGUUCAAGAAAUAAGCGGAUGAACAUUUCCGGGCAGGCGCACGACACGCGUCCUUUGUCGAUGCUCAUAAUUGCGCUGUCUGCGGUGUUCUUCCUCACCAUGACACCAAUUGCCGUCAUGGAUGUGUCCUACCCCUACCUUAUGGAGAAGAUUUUGGCACUCGAGCGCGUGGAUCCGUACACGGCCUGGUAUGACUACGAAUACCUGUUGUUCCAGCAAACCGUUGUCGAACUGGUCUGCUACUUCAACUCCACAUUUAACUUUGUCUUCUACGUGUUCAGCGGCACGAAAUUCCGGACAGAGCUGAAGAGCAUGGGUUGUUGUCAGGAAAGAAAAGGCACCAGCCUGUUUAUCACCACCACCAGCAAAUGA